AAAUGAAAUGAGGUUAUAUUUAUAUUUUUAUUUUGAAUUUUGAUGUGGCAUAAUUUUAAUCAAAGUUUUCAUAUUGUUUAGUAAAUUUGACGACUGUUUUCACAAAUAUUAUUACUAGUCAAUACAGAUUAUGUCACUAAAUGCAAAUGCACCUACGAAAUUUCUGUGUUUUGUUUAGUUUUAGACGACUACAUUCCAUAAAAAACAUCCCCAGAGGUUUGUAUAAACAAAGUUAUUGCGUUCAACUUCGAACAUUAGUAAAAAUGAGCUGUGCUGCGAACGUUUCUGAUGUGUUUGAAGGCAAAAUCGACAGAUAUGAAGGGGUAACAAUACAUUCAGAUAAAGAAACAUGUAGCCUCGAAGAAUUUAGUGUUAAACUCAAAAGAUCACUAGAAGCAUGGAUAUCUAGUGGUAAAAGGGGUGUAUGGUUUAGAGUACAUUUAAAUCAAUGUGAUUGGGUUCCGAUUUUAGUGAAAAAUGGAUUUAAAUAUCACCACGCAAAGGGAGAUUACGUUAUGCUGUAUCACUGGUUGCCUAAGCACGAGACCAAUAACGUACCAAAUUAUGCACAUACGAUGGUCGGUGUUGGUGGUGUAGUUGUUAACGAUAAAGACCAGCUUCUUGUUGUACAAGAGAAGCAUUUUUAUAAACUUCCCAUGUGGAAAUUACCGGGAGGUUACGUAGAGCCAGGAGAAAAUUUACUUGAUGCGGCUGCAAGGGAAGUUUUUGAAGAAACUGGCAUAAACACCGAAUUUGAGUCACUUCUAACCAUAAGGCAGACGCACAAUGGCAUGUUUGAAUGUACUGACUUGUAUAUUGUUAUGAAUCUUAGGGCUUUGAAUACUGAUAUAAAGAAAUGUGAAAUGGAGAUUGCCGAAUGCAGGUGGAUGGAUAUUGAGGAAUAUCUAAGUCAUCCGAAUGUACAUGAUCUAAAUAGGUUUUUUGUUGAAAAAAUGUUGCAUCACAGGAAACACAAUAUUAAGAUUGACUGUCAUCAUGGUACCCAUCAGCUAUUGAAAAGGCCAUAUACUGUAUAUUAUGCCUCGAAAAUAGAAGAAGAAUUAUUACAUGAUGACCAAAAUAGUUAAAAAUUGUUAAAUUUUUUUGUUAUUAUUAUGUAAAAUAAAGGUUUAU
Sitophilus oryzae (rice weevil) is the source of this 1134-nucleotide messenger RNA. Its product is annotated as nudix hydrolase 8. NCBI's taxonomy places the organism in Eukaryota, Metazoa, Arthropoda, Insecta, Coleoptera, Curculionidae. Bases 141 to 1088 code for a protein of 315 amino acids. Gene Ontology annotation, molecular function: NAD binding; ADP-ribose diphosphatase activity; NADH pyrophosphatase activity. The record is from RefSeq and is a predicted model, not a curated record. The transcript has 6 exons.